Molecule: messenger RNA, 1155 nt
Organism: Parnassius apollo (apollo)
Lineage: Eukaryota; Metazoa; Arthropoda; Insecta; Lepidoptera; Papilionidae
Source: the annotation of a GenBank genome assembly
UUGGAUUCUCCAUCGUCUUCUAGAAGCCAAGUUGCUGUCAAUUCACCUAUACCUUCUGUAAGUGGAGUUUCUGUAAUUCAAGAUAUCAACGAAUCGGCACCAGAUGAUGCCAAUAAUAGCAUUGUUCUGAGAAACAAUAGUUCGGAGCCUGAAACUAUUUCAGACACUGAAGAGGAAGACGACGACGAUGAUGAUUGGAAGAAAGUGUUUUUCCCUCAUAUGGCACCUAUUGAAAAGUUUGACGAUAUUCCAGUAAAACCAAAACAGAAUUUUCCAAACAGAAGUGGUCCUCAUACAUAUUUUGGAUUAUUUUUCUCUGAAGAAAUCUUGUCUGUAAUAGUUGAGCAAACCAAUCUUUAUGCAGCACAAAACAAGCAGAAGAAUUGGGUUGAUGUUUCUGUUGUAGAAAUCCAGGAGUUUCUUGGAAUAUUGGUACUAAUGGGUGUACAUCCUCUUCCAAAUUUAGAUCUAUACUGGGCAACAGAUCCACUGUUUUGUGUCCGGGAAAUUGCGGAUGUUAUGACCUCCAAAAGAUUUAAAAUGAUCCUAAGGAACUUGCAUCUAAAUGAUAAUACGAAAAUGCCUCAAAGGGGUGAACCAGAAUUCGAUAAACUGUAUAAGAUUAGGCCUUUAGUCGAUUUCAUGAAUACUGCUUUGCAAAAUGCGGCAAGGAACUCUUCAUCACAAAGCAUAGAUGAGUGUAUGGUGAAAUUCAAAGGGCGCAGUACUUUGAAGCAAUAUAUGACCAAUAAGCCCGUAAAGAGGGGCUUCAAAAUAUGGGCGCGGUGUGAUAGCAACACAGGCUAUCUUUAUGAGUAUGAAAUAUAUACUGGCAAAAAGGAUAACGAAACAGAGUUUGCAUUGGGAGCUAGUGUAAUAAAAAGUGGCUGCAAAGCACUAGUGGAAGAAAAGAUGGAUAAUGUUCACGUUGCAUUCGACAAUUUUUUUUCUUCAACUGAGCUUAUGCAGAGUCUAUUGGAACAGAACAUAUAUUCAACAGCGACAGUCCGGUCUAACAGAACCAAUUUACCCAAGAGAUUGAAAAAGCAGGCUGCCAAAAAAAGUAAACCAAAACUAAAACUAAGUAAAGGGCAAUAUAAGUGGAGGGUCAACAAAAAUGUUAGUUUUUUUUUGUUGGAUGGAUACUAUUCUUAG